CAUGGUUCUCGAUGGUUGGUUGUUGGUUGUUGGUUGCUGCUUACAAAAGUCAGACCUGGAAUGGCAUGUGAUAGAAGGGAGAUACUACUCGGUACAUAUGUUGUACAUGCUCUAUGGCAGCCACUCGGACCCGAAACGCCUCGACAGGAUCGUCAGGCAUGAGCUCGCCGAGCUCAUCCAGAUCAGGGGAGCGUCCCCUGCAGUCGUGGACAGAUAUCUCGCCAAGGUUCUCGACAGCGCGAUGACGGUAGAUAUGUGGAUUGAGUGUUGCAAAGAGAACGCAUCAGUCGUGAUGCACGACCCUGAGACGCGCAAGCGUUCCGGUUUCGCCUACAGAGAGGACCCCACCAUGAUGCAAGAUAUGGCGGCAUUUCGCAACUUGGAUACCUGGACGUCGGCUGAUGGUCGUCCAGUCGAGUUCAUCGCUCGACCCGCCCUGCAGAUCUGGGGAGAUUCAGUCCAGUCGGUUUAUGAAAUGAACGCCCGGGGUCAAGAUGGAGCUCUCAGGAGAUAUGAGCACUCCACCAGCCCGGAAGCGAUCUUCGUUCAAGAUUACCAGGUGCUCCACUAUGUCAGACCAAUGUUGCUUUCUGUGGACCAGUUCCCGGAUCAAGACAAGGAAGAGGCCGAGGAUGAGGUCAAGAAGGACGAACAAAGCACGGAAUAA
Messenger RNA from Phialemonium atrogriseum, 667 nucleotides. RefSeq lists its product as uncharacterized. The record is from RefSeq and is a predicted model, not a curated record. The transcript has a single exon. Lineage: Eukaryota; Fungi; Ascomycota; Sordariomycetes; Cephalothecales; Cephalothecaceae. The annotation marks the transcript as partial.